UCUCACUAAAAUCGUGUGCUUUAAAGUGAGAAGGAAAUAGGCGCCAUUGUGGUCCAAACACGAAGCUCGUGUAGCUUAACUCUAACGGGCAAUUAGAGCCAAAAUGGCGUUUAACUGUUAGAGAUUCUUGAAAUCGGCUGACAAGUAGGCGAGUUUAAUCAAUGGUUUCUAAACCUUGACUGGAUAGAGGAGAGAUUCAAAGGAUGGCCCGGGUGGUGUUUCUCCAUCCGGAUCUUGGUAUCGGAGGAGCAGAGAGGCUAGUGGUUGAUGCCGCUGUUGCCCUGAAGUCCCAGGGGUGUAGUGUUCAGAUAUGGACGGCCCAUUAUGAUCCAACUCACUGCUUCUCAGAGACCCUGGACCCAGACCUGCCUGUGGUUUGUGUGGGUGACUGGUUACCUACCAGUGUGUAUGGCUACCUUCAUGCUCUCUGUGCAUAUAUAAGAAUGAUCUAUGUGGCUCUGUACCUGGUCUUCCUCAGUGGUGUUGAGUAUGACGUCAUCUUCUGUGAUCAGGUGUCUGUGUGUAUACCUGCACUGCGGUUGUCCCGUCACAGAAAGAAAGUUCUGUUUUACUGCCACUUCCCAGACCAACUGCUGACCCAGAGAACGUCGGCCCUAAAGAAAUUUUACAGAGCUCCCAUUGACUGGUUGGAGGAACGCACCACUGGCAUGGCUGAUAUGAUUCUGGUAAACAGCCAGUUCACCGCAGGCAUCUUCAGGGAGACAUUUCAGAGUCUGAGCAGGGUCCAGAUAGACGUCCUGUAUCCCUCCCUGAACACACAGACCUUUGACCAGGGGUCCACUGAGGCUCAGGGCCUGCAAGGUCUGCUUCCUGAGGGAACUUCUCACAUGUUUCUGUCUCUGAACCGAUACGAGAGAAAGAAGAACCUGGGUCUGGCUCUGGAGGCUCUGGCAGUCCUGAGGUGCAGCCUUACACCUGCUCAGAACGCAGGUGUUCACCUGGUGGUCGCGGGAGGCUACGAUGAUCGCGUUACUGAGAACGUUCAGCACUACAGUGAGCUGAAAGAAUUAGCCGAGCAGCUCUACCUGAUGGACUGUGUCACGUUUCUGCGCUCCCCCUCCGAUUCCCUGAAGGUGGCGCUGCUGCGGGGCAGCACCGCAGUUCUUUACACCCCCAGCAGGGAACAUUUUGGGAUAGUUCCUGUGGAGGCCAUGUAUUGCUGCUGUCCUGUUAUCGCUGUGAACUCUGGGGGGCCCCUGGAAAGCAUAGCAGACGGGGAGACAGGCUUCCUGUGCGAGCCCACCGCUGACGCCUUCUCCAAGGCCAUGGAGAGGCUUAUCAAGGAGCAGCAGCUCUGCAGGGACAUGGGGCAGGCUGGGAGGAGGAGGGUGCAGGAGAAGUUCUCUCUUCAGGCCUUCUCAGACCAGCUCUAUGGGUACAUUGUCCGGCUGAACCAGUGAUGGGAAGGCAGGUGAAACCUAUGACUGCACAGAGGAUUUAAGUGUAAAUGUGAAGGGAGGUGGGGGUGUAUUAAGAAGACAAUUAAUCAGCAUUCCACUGGAGGGGUUGCUGA
This is a messenger RNA of Nematolebias whitei (Rio pearlfish), 1534 nucleotides long. RefSeq names its product ALG2 alpha-1,3/1,6-mannosyltransferase (gene alg2). The record is from RefSeq and is a predicted model, not a curated record. Gene Ontology annotation, molecular function: GDP-Man:Man(1)GlcNAc(2)-PP-Dol alpha-1,3-mannosyltransferase activity; alpha-1,3-mannosyltransferase activity. Lineage: Eukaryota; Metazoa; Chordata; Actinopteri; Cyprinodontiformes; Rivulidae. The transcript has 5 exons. The coding region runs from base 204 to 1421 and encodes 405 amino acids.